ACUAGAGCAUGAAAUUCCGAGAAGGGUUUGUUCAGGAGGAUCCCCCGUGCAACUGCAGAGAGAAAAACAGGAGUAGGAGGAGAUGCAACUGGUGUAACUGAGUCACCCUCCUUCUACUGUAGAGAUACCGAGAAAUUCCCCUCGGAGGCACUUUACAGAGCGAAUGACGGAACCUGCUUUUCCAGCUCGCUGACUGGAUGGGUCGUUGUGAUUUUUUAAAUGCACGGAUUUUUAUAGGCAACGAGGGAAGAGUACUGAAGUAGGUGGGAUGAACGCUUUGCAAGGCUUUUACAUUAUUUGUAUGGAACAGUAACCAGGAGAUUUAAGACAUUUUUGUAUUAUUAUCUUUCACCCAAGACCCAAAUAUUCUGUACAAGAAAGAGAGAGAGAGAAAUAAUUUUCGAAAGAAGAAAAUCUGGAACUGAUCCAAGGAGCGGCCAGUGGCCGUGACGUUGCAGAGUUAAAAGGGGGUAGAUGAGAUCGAUCGGACACUGAGCGGGCGAGAGGGGGUUCCAUUCGGUGCUCGGGGUCUGGAGCGUCGGCUUUCUUGGAGGAGAUUGCUAAAAAUAUGCUGCUGGCUUCCGCCGUGGUGGUUUGGGAAUGGCUGAACGAACACGGUCGCUGGAGACCCUACAGCCCAGCUGUGAGCCAUCACAUCGAGGCGGUGAUCCGGGCCGGGCCAAGAACCGGGGGAAGCGUAGUCCUAGGCCAGGUGGACAAUCGUCUCUCGCCGUAUAUCAUCGAUCUGCAAUCCAUGCAUCAGUUCCGCCAGGAUACUGGCACCAUUCGGCCAGUGCGUCGCAGCUAUUACGACCCCUCCUCAGCACCAGGAAAGGGCGUGGUAUGGGAGUGGGAGAAUGACAAUGGCACCUGGACGCCCUACGACAUGGAGGUGGGUAUCACCAUCCAACAUGCCUAUGAGAAACAGCAUCCCUGGAUUGAUCUCACUUCCAUUGGCUUCUGUUACAUCAUUGACUUCAGCACGAUGGGGCAGAUCAAUCGGCAGACCCAACGCAAGCGCCGCGUCCGCCGUCGCCUUGACAUGGUCUACCCGUUGGUCACUGGGACCUUGCCCAAAUCCCAGUCGUGGCCAGCAAGCCCUGGUGUGGCCAGCACGCCGCCUGCUCCCGCCUGCACAUGUCCACAGUGCCUCCUUGUCAUGAGCAUCAAGGCAGCCGUGGCAGCUGGGAGCAACGGAGGGACUGGAGUUACCGUGAGCCAGCAGCAGCUGCAGCAGCAGCUCCAGCAACAGCUGCAACCACCACCUCCACCCCGUAAAGCCGUCUCCCUUUCUGGGAGCACCAAACUCCCCACUCCUGCAUCACUUCACAAGCCCCAAGAUGGAACAGCCACGAUGCGCAGCUCUUUGAAGACGCUGGCCUCUCAAGUGAGCCGGAGGCAAGCAGCCAGCACACCGGCUCUCACCACGACCAGCCCUCCCAGUGCCAAUGGCAAGGUGACUCGGGCCAGCCUUAAUGCACUGAACCGGACCAACCUGCAGCGUCUGGCCAUUGCACAGUCCCGUGUGCUGAUAGCCUCAGGGGUCCCUACAGUUCCUGUGAAAAACCUCAAUGGCUCAAGCCCAGUCAACCCAGCACUGGCAGGAAUCACAGGGAUCCUUAUGAGUGCUGCAGGGCUGCCUGUCUGCCUCACUCGACCCCCAAAGCUGGUUCUGCACCCCCCUCCAGUCAGCAAGAGUGAAAUCAAGUCCAUCCCUGGGAUCUCCAAUACUUGCCGCAAAACUACCAAAAAGCAGACUAAGAAAGGCAAAACCCCUGAGGAAGUAUUGAAAAAAUACCUGCAGAAGGUGCGCCACCCUCCAGAUGAGGACUGUACCAUCUGCAUGGAACGCCUCUCUGCCCCUUCAGGCUACAAGGGGCCUCAGCCAGCCAUCAAGCCAGAUUUGGUGGGCAAGCUCUCCAAGUGUGGCCACAUGUAUCACCUCCACUGCCUCGUGGCCAUGUACAACAACGGAAACAAGGAUGGGAGCUUGCAGUGUCCGACCUGCAAAACCAUCUAUGGGGUGAAGACUGGCACCCAGCCUCCUGGAAAGAUGGAAUAUCACCUCAUUCCCCAUUCGUUGCCUGGACACUUCGACAGUAAAACCAUCCGUAUUAUCUACAACAUCCCACCAGGGGUUCAGGGACCAGAGCACCCAAAUCCUGGGAAGAGCUUCACUGCCCGGGGAUUCCCUCGACACUGUUACCUCCCAGACAGCGAGAGAGGCAGAAAGGUGCUGAAACUGCUACUGGUAGCCUGGGAUCGGCGGUUGAUCUUUGCCAUUGGCACCUCGAGCACUACCGGCGAAUCGGAUACAGUGAUCUGGAACGAGAUUCACCACAAGACGGAGUUUGGCUCCAACCUUACUGGCCACGGCUACCCUGAUCCCAACUACAUAGACAAUGUGUUGACGGAGCUGGCAGCCCAAGGCAUUACAGAGGAGAGUGUGGUUCAGGAAAAGGAUUGAGAGUGGGGGAGGAAGAGUGGGGGAGGAGAGGGGAAGGGCCUUGCCCUGGGGGUGGAGCUACAAGUUUAACCAAGUUCCAUGGAUCAAGCUCCCUCCCUCUUCCACUGUGCCUGCUCUGUCCUCUCCUCCUCUUCCUCCUGCCACAGCCACAAUCUGCCUCUUAAAGGGCCCAGCUCUGCCUAUCCAACAGUUUGCGUAGGGGCUUGCUCGGAUGAGAAACCACUGUCCUAUUAGCACUUGGCUAAUAGGAGCAAACCAACCAAGGAGGGUGUUUUUCCCCAGCUCCUCUUGGGCAUGGGGUGGAGCGUCCUAAUGAGGCCUGAGGUUAUAUUAACCUUAGCAUCCAAGGCUGCUUUACGUUUGUAGCUCAGAUGUCUGUCUUUGUCAUCCCUCUCUUUGGGGUGAGAUGGCAUCUUUGUGUGGGGAAAUUAGGGACCCACUUUAAAUUCUGUGAAAAAGAAGCUGUGUUUUGGAGGCAUAGCUUAAGGUGUCUCUGGUGGUACCACUCCAGGGCCGAGAAGAUGGCUCCAUUGCAAAGGCACUGAGGAUUAAAACCAGCCCUGGUCUUCCUUUUUUCUUUGUCCAGCUAGGUGCUUGGUUCCAUGUUGUCACGUCACUGCUGCUUCCAUGUCGUGGACUCAGUGUGAGUCAGAAAUGUGCUGUUUGCUGGUCUGGUACUUCUCUCUUGGCAGCCUCCUACAUUCGGAGGCUGCCUCCCGUGUCCCGUUCCGAAAGAGCUAAGAAGUAGGCCUGAUUAACUGCUAGAAUCUGUCCCAGUUCCUUAGGGAAGUAGGCUGGAAAUUCCUUCUCUUUGAUACAUUCCAAACUGGGUCAGCCUCAUGUAAGUCUCCACGGUUGAAUUCAAAGUGGACUAGAGCAGAAUAAAUUAAUUGCAGCCGCUAUCUGGAGUUCAGCCUCAAGGAGGAGCAGUAAACCUCUUGUUUCCUUGACAUUGGUAUAUCAAAAUCUGGCCUGUUCCUGCCUCCAAAUAAUGCCAAUCCAUUCCAAACCAAGUCAGAACUACCACUUGCUCCUACAGCUGGCUCUGCUUGACCCAGCUGGGCUCCUUGAUGCAAUACUGACUUGGCUACAGUUUCGGUCAGGUGUCUCUGUCUCAUUACAUUUACUUUUUUCCAGACCAAUUCGGAACCAUGUGCCCCAAUCUCUCUUUCUGUUUGUGAAUUGCAUUGCAAGGGAUUGUUUUAUGUCUGAUCUGUUUCUGUUGUGGGUUAGAAUGAGUGGAGUUACGGAGGUGGUGAAGGUGAGACACUUCCUGGUUUUGCCUCACACACUCCAAGGUGGGUUCUUUGAACUGUUUGUAUGGGGGAGUCCCCUGGAUACUGAUUUGAAUUUAUUUACCUCAUGUUUUGGGGGUUUGUCGUAUAUGUGUAUAUACUUAUAUAUAUAUAUUUGUAAUGUAUGAGAAAGAGACGUUGAGGCUAGGAUGUGUAACACAAUGGUACUUAAGUUAGACCUGAAGGCUAAGUGCUACUGUUGCUGCAGUUUGCCAUGGUUCAGAGGUAAGACUGGCAGCCAUUUUGAAAUGGUUGUACCAAUGCUACAUUAGGUUCAUGUCCACCCCAAUUUUCUCAAUCAAUACCUUGGCUUUUUAAAGGGCUUAACAACACGUGUGAAAUCUCUAUGGGGCAGGCAUGGACGAGGAAAUAAAAGAUGGGACAGGGUUAGAGGGAAAGCAUGUGAGAAGAGAAAGAAGCAUGUUUGUGGAGGUGACUGGCUGCAUGCUUGUCCAAGUUGGUGGUUGAAGGGUGUGUGUGUGAAUGAGUGAAAGAGGAGAAGCCCAGAGACAUCACAUUGGUUGAUAAGCCUGCAGUGUGUUUUUAAGGUUCUGGGAUUCCUGGGUCUAUCCCAUCCGGAGAUUCUCCUCCUUUUCAGCGGCAUUCUCUUUAAGAGGAUUAAGCAUCCGGGAUGCCUGCUUUGUCCUAGAAAUAUAAAUGUGUUUCAGAAAUCACUCCCUGUAGGCCCUUAUGUAGAAGCUAAAACAAUGUCCUACUUGCCCAUUCCCCAACUGUAUGUUCCCUAAGACGAAGUCCUUCCAUUUUUACCUCAGUUGCUACUUAAUAAUAGUAACCGGGAGAGGGAGGACGGGAUAUCACCAGAUCGGAAGUGCCGUGGCUUCUGUCAUACAUAGGAAUACACUGCUUCAUCAAUUUUAACGAGGCAUUUUCCUGUUGUAUUCACAGCCACUUGGUUUUCUCCCUAGGAGAUUUGAUCUGAUUGAGUGGUUGUCUUCGCAGAGAACAUAAAAUCGCCAUGGGAGUCGGUUUCGCCAUCCCUUAACAUUUUAAGCAUAAUGGUCUUUCUUCCCCCUGACUCGCAAGCAGCCAUGGCAUUCCCUCAAAAGUGACUUAGCCUCCAGGAUAGGGGAGGGGUUCUGAAAGGUGACCUUCUGGCCAAUGUCAUCUCCCAUCUGAAGGGAGUCAAUUUGCCUUUUACGUUACUUUGUUUUGGUUGAUUUAUUUCUUCCUUUUAACUCUCCAGCUGUUGAUAUUUUUUAUACUUCAUAGCCUGAUGGGGCGCUGUCAUCAGGGGUGAUGGGAAGGGUCUCUUCCCCUCUGGUUCUCGUCAUGUCCCGAAGCAGUUUGUGUGGGUGCUGGUAGUGGU
Messenger RNA from Elgaria multicarinata webbii, 5089 nucleotides. It is a transcript of the gene DTX4, whose product is annotated as deltex E3 ubiquitin ligase 4. Lineage: Eukaryota; Metazoa; Chordata; Lepidosauria; Squamata; Anguidae. The record is from RefSeq and is a predicted model, not a curated record. Gene Ontology annotation, molecular function: zinc ion binding; ubiquitin protein ligase activity. Gene Ontology annotation, biological process: protein ubiquitination; Notch signaling pathway. The transcript is spliced from 9 exons. Gene Ontology annotation, cellular component: nucleoplasm. The coding region runs from base 569 to 2467 and encodes 632 amino acids.